GGUUUCAUUUUUCUGUGAUUCCCUUAGGAAAACUCCGCAGACGGCAGUUUUACUCUCAGCCUCUGGAGAAUGGCCGGGUCCUCUUGCAGGGCUCCACCUUCACCUACCAGGACAUCCUGGACCAGUUGCUGGUCUACACACCUGAAACAGUCAGCGGGGGUGCAGAUGAAAUGGGUUUCACCCUCACCGAUGGCAUCUAUAUACAAACGGGCCGCCUGGAGUUCACCAUGGACGUCAGGAGGAGCGAAGGACCCCACAUGACCGUCAACAGAGGCCUGCAGCUCCCGGCAGGAUCCUCGAUUAAGAUCACAGAGCAGAAUCUGAAAGGUACUGACAUCGACUCAGACAGCCUGAAGCUCCGCUACGUCCUGACAAAAGACCCUCCGGCCGGCAAACUGCAGCUCAGCCAGAGCGGAGAUGUGGAAAAGAUUUCUGUCAAAGGUCCCGUACAGAGCUUCACUCAGGAGGACGUCAACAAAGGCCUGCUGCAGUACAGCCAUGAGAAAGGGGAGAAGGGGGGCAGCCUGUCGUUCAAGUUCAACCUGGUUGAUCCCGAGGGCAACAAGCUGAUCGACCAGUCCUUCUUCAUCAGCGUGCUCGAGGACCGCCUUCCUCCGUCUGUGGUGGUAAACAAAGGCCUGAUUCUGGAUGAAAACACGAUGAAGAAGCUGACCACACUGCAGCUGUCUGCCAGCGAUCAGGACAGUGAGCCGGGGGAGCUCAUCUAUCGCAUCACCAAACAGACGAGCCUGGGUCACCUGGAGCACGCCAACAGCCCAGGCACCAGAAUCAGCACAUUUACCCAGGCCGAUCUUGCAUCGCGCAGCAUCCAGUACGUCCACACCAGUGAAGAAGAGAAGCAUGCUGACCAGUUCUCAUUCACUGUGUCGGACGGGACAAAUGAGGUUGCCCAGACGUUCUACAUCACCAUCAAGCCAGUGGACGACUCCCUGCCUCUGCUCCAGGUUCCUGGCAUGAGAGUCCAGGAAGGAGUGAGGAAGACCAUUACUGAAUUUGAGCUAAAAGUCACUGACGCAGACACUGAGGCGGAGUCCAUCGUCUUCACCGUUGUCCAGGCUCCUCGUCACGGCACCGUUGAGCGCACGAGCAACGGCCAACACUACCGUCAGACCAGCAGCUUCACCAUGGACGACGUCUACCAGAACCGCAUCAGCUACAACCACGACAGCUCCAACUCGCUCAAGGACCGCUUCACCUUCAGCGUGGCAGAUGGCACCAACCUGCUCUUCAUGGUGGAGGAGGGUGGAAAGGAGGGGUAUCCGGGGGCGGGUGACACCUCCAGCACGGUGUCGGCCCUCUGCUACACCGUGGCCAAGUCGGCGCAGGGCAGCAGCCUCCACGCUCUGGAGUCUGGCUCCGACUACAAGAGCCGCGGCAUGACCAACGACAACCGCGUCAUCUUCGGCCCCGGAGUCAGCAUGUCCACCUGCGACGUGAAGCUCAUUGACGACAGCGAGUACGAGCUGUCGGAGGAGUUCCAGCUGGUGCUGUCGGACGCCUCGGAUAACGCCCGAGUGGGGGAGGUGAUGACGGCCAAGGUUGUCAUCGACGGACCCAACGACGCCUCCACCGUUUCUCUCGGGAACGCCACCUUUACUUUCACCGAAGAUGCUGGCACAAUUGAAAUACCAGUGCUGCGCCUUGGCAGUGACCUGUCCUCCCUGACCUCUGUGUGGUGUGCCACUCGACCUUCAGACCCCCCCUCAGCGAGCCCGGGAGUCGACUACAUCCCAAGCUCCAAGAAGGUGGAGUUCAAACCUGGUAGUACUGAGGAGACAUGCAGUUUGACCAUUAUGGACGACAUCCAGAACCCGUCCAUUGAAGGAUCCGAGUCGUUUGUGGUGUUCCUCAGUUCUCCUCAGGGUGCUGUCCUCCAAGAGCCCUAUGAAGCCAACGUCGUCAUCAUCGACACCUUCCAGGACAUUCCCAGCAUGCAGUUCGGGAAGACUGCUUACACUGUCAAGGAGAAAGACAGCAUCCUGCACAUCCCCAUUAUCCGCACCGGUGACCUGUCCUUCAAGUCAUCAGUGCGUUGCUUCACCCGGACCAUGUCAGCCAUGGUGAUGGACGACUUCGAGGAGAGGAGGAACGCUGACGAGUCACGCAUCACUUUCCUCAAAGGAGAGAAGGUAAAAAACUGCACCGUGCACAUCAACGACGACUCUGUUUUUGAGCCUGAAGAGGAGUUCCAGGUGCACCUUGGGACACCACUGGGAGACCACUGGAGCGGUGCCAUGGUGGGCGCCAGUGACAUCGUCACAGUCACCAUCACCAAUGAUGAAGAUGCUCCUACCAUUGAGUUUGAGCAGGCGUCCUAUCAGGUCAAAGAGCCUCCUGGUCCCGAUGGCAUCGAGGUUCUCAACAUUAAGGUGGUCCGUGGGGGGGAUCUGGACCGGACCUCCAAGAUCCGCUGCAGCACCCGGGACGGCUCGGCCCAGUCUGGCGUUGACUACAAUCCCAAGAGCAGAGUGCUUAAAUUCACCCCUGGAAUGGAUCACAUCCUGUUUAAAGUGGAGAUUCUGUCCAAUGAAGAUAGGGAGUGGCACGAGUCCUUUUCAUUGGUGCUCGGCCCUGACGACCCUGUGGAGGCGGUGCUCGGGGAGAUCACUAUGGCAACAGUGACCAUUUUGGAUCAGGAGGCUUCAGGCAGCCUUAUCCUACCGUCUACGCCUAUUGUUGUCUCCCUCGCUGACUAUGAUCACGUCCAGGAGGUAACAAAAGAGGGCAGCAAGAAGACGCCCUCUCCAGGGUACCCUCUGGUGUGCGUCACCCCCUGUGACCCUCACUACCCCAAGUACUCUGUGAUGAAGGAGCGCUGCGAGGAGGCCGGCAUCAACCAAACCCAGGUUCACUUCUCCUGGGAGGUGGCAGCGCCCACAGACACCAACGGGGCCCGCUCCCCCUUCGAGACAGUCACGGACACCACCCCGUAUACCAGCGUCAACCAUAUGGUCCUGGACAGUAUUUAUUUCAGCCGUCGCUUCCACGUGCGCUGCGUUGCUCAGGCCAGGGAUAAGGCGGGUCACCUUGGAACACCGCUGAGGAGCAAUAUCGCCAAAAUCGGCACAGACGGCGCCAUCUGCCACACGCCGGUAACCACGGGAACCGCCAGGGGCUUCCAGGCUCAGUCCUUCAUCGCUACGCUCAAAUACCUCGAUGUAAAGCACAAGGAGCAUCCCAACCGUAUCCACAUCUCAGUGCAGAUCCCCCAUCAGGACGGCAUGCUGCCCCUGGUGUCGACCAUGCCGCUGCACAACCUGCACUUCCUGCUGUCAGAGUCCAUCUACCGGCAGCAGCAUGUCUGCUCCAACCUCGUUACCCUCAAAGAGCUGCAGGGGGUCUCGGAGGCCGGUUUCCUAGACGACGUAUCUUUUGACAGCAUCUCUCUGGGGCCGGGUUACGACCGCCCCUACCAGUUCAACCCCAACGUCCGGGAGGCCAAGAGCAUCCAGCUCUACAAGCACCUCAACCUCAAGAACUGCAUCUGGACCUUUGACGCCUACUACGACAUGACGGAGCUCAUCGAUGUCUGCAGUGGCUCUGUGACUGCCGAUUUCCAGGUUCGGGACUCGGCUCAGUCCUUCCUGACGGUGCAGGUUCCUCUCUACGUGUCCUACAUCUACGUGACAGCGCCGAGAGGCUGGGCGUCUCUGGAGCAUCACACCGAGAUGGAGUUCUCCUUCUUCUACGACACGGUGCUCUGGAGGACAGGUAUCCAGACUGACAGCGUCCUCUCAGCCAGACUGCAGAUCAUCAGGAUCUACAUCAGAGAAGACGGACGACUGGUGAUCGAGUUCAAAACCCACGCCAAAUUCAGAGGUCAGUUUGUCCCUGAGCACCACACUCUGCCGGGCCACAAGUCCCACCUGAUGGCCCCCGACCACCUCGGAGGCAUCGAGUUCGACAUUCAGCUGCUGUGGAGCGCUCAGACAUUUGACUCACCGUACCAGCUGUGGAGGGCCACCAGCUCCUACAGCAGGAAGGACUACUCCGGAGAGUACACAGUGUUCCUAGUCCCCUGCACCGUGCAGCCCACUCAGCCCUGGAUCGACCCCGGGGACAAACCUCUGUCCUGCACAGCUCACGCUCCAGAGAAGUUUCUGGUGCCGAUCGCCUUCCAGCAGACCAACCGGCCCGUUCCUGUGGUUUACUCCCUCAACACGGAGUUCCAGCUGUGUAACAACGAGAAGCUGUUCAUGAUGGACCCGGCCACUGCUGAUGUCUCCAUGGCUGAGAUGGACUAUAAGGGAGCCUUCUCCAUGGGACAAACUCUGUACGGCAGGGUGUUGUGGAAUCCAGAGCAGAACCUGAACGCAGCAUACAAACUGCAGCUGGAGAAGGUGUACCUCUGCACCGGCAGGGAUGGAUACGUUCCCUUCUUCGACCCCACAGGGACGCUGUACAACGAGGGGCCGCAGUACGGCUGCAUCCAGCCCAACAAGCACCUCAAACAUCGCUUCCUGCUGCUGGAUCGCAAACAGCCGGACGUUAGUGACAAUUUCUUCCACGACGUUCCCUUCGAGGCUUCUUUCGCCUCAGACAUCCCGGACCUGCAGAGCAUGUCGGCCAUGCCGGGCGUCGACGGUUUUACAAUGAAGGUUGAUGCUCUCUACAAGGUGGAGGCGGGGCAUCAGUGGUACCUGCAGGUGAUUUAUGUAAUCAGCCCAGAGUCUCGGUCCGGCCCCAGGAUUCAGCGCUCGGUGACCUACGAGCUGAGCCGCCCUAAACGUGACCUGGUGGACCGCAGCGGGCACCUGACGCUCGACGAGUCUCUGAUCUACGACAACGAGGGCGACCAGGUGAAGAACGGCACCAACAUGAAGUCGCUCCGCCUGGAGGCCGGGCCCUCCGCCUCCUUCAAUGCCCACGUGGGCAGCUCUGUGGGCGGGGGCGUGGCGGCCGUCACCCUGCUGGUCCUGGUCCUGCUGGCCGUUUGCUUCCUGUUCCGCCACUGCCGCCGCUCUGCAGCGAGGAAGAGCAAGAAGGCUCAGAAAGUACUGGAGGAGUAUCCGCUCAACACCAAGGUGGAGGUGUGCAUGGACAAGUGUAUGGAGAAGAACUUCAGCUCCAAACACUGCACGGUCAGAAACAUCAACAUCAACCGCAACCAGGACGCCAACGGCCAGACCAAGGUCAAACAGGUCAACCUGGAGGUCAAACUCCACAACAAUCUUAACGACGGCACUGAGGUCUAAAACACAGAGGAGAGAGAAGAAAGAAAAAGGAUGAAGUGAAAAACAAAGGUAUUUUCCAAAAGAAAGUUUGUACUUAAGGAAUGAGAUUUUUGUUAAUGUAUUUUUAUACCACUUUGAAAAAGGGAAGAGUGACAGCUACGCAGCAUUUGAAUCAUUUCACAACUGGGCUACCUCAGGAAUCCACAAACCACUCAGCUGCGAGUAACAGCCAAAAAUUCUGCAUCCCAUCAUUCAAGCUCCAUAUUAAACCGCCACUAUUAUCAUCACUGUUUGACUUGACAUUUACAUCCUUCUUAGCACCAAUAUGGUGGCUGGUAGCUCAGACACCGGUGAUUGUUUUAAUGGGAAAACUCUGCUGUAUUGAGUCAUUUCACUGCUACUUAAUGUCACUACUGUCAAGUCCUCUUCAUCUAUGCUACAGUUAUCAUGCAGAUGACUUCAUUUUAAGAACCUUUUCCUGUGGACUUCUACAUCGGCUACAGCUGCUUCUGACUUCUGAAAGUAUUUAGUGAUCGCCCGAGGCAGAAUGAGUGCAGAGUGUAAAUAAUAACAAAAAUGAAUGAGACAUACUCAAGUGCAAUUACGCAAUACAUCUUGUUAAUCCUACCCUCACGAGCAGGAACUAUGUUUGCAUUAAACAUGUAUUUCAAGCCUUACUUAGAGACAUUUGUGCGGUCACCUUGAACAAAACUGAUAUAUUUUUUGUACGUACUGUACUCUUAUAGCUGCCAAUAAUAAGUGCCAUGCAGUAUUUUUCCUCACAAAUUUCAAAAACGAAUCAUCCAAAGUGUUUUUCUUUUUUUUUUCACGAGUGAGAACAUUUCCAUGUGAUUUUAAUAAAUCAGACGCUGUUUGCAUAACAAAGGUUUCACUCCCGUCCACAUGACUGAAUGCUUCAGCCUUACUACCAUUCUUAUGAAAAUAAUCACUUUUUAAAUGAUGUAUUUUAUAAGAGAUGUGUGUCUACCUGCCUUUGUUCCGCCCAAAGACACUAAAUCCCUCCCUUGUUUUUUAAACUUUUUUUCUUCUCAUUUAUGUAUUAUUAUGUUACCAUCUAUGAUGUAUUAUGUAACACUAUGCUACUGAUGUACCCAUGAUGUUUAAGUUACUUUAAAGUGUAUGACACUGGUUGGAGAGCACUGCAAAGGAAAGAGUUGUCUUGUCUUGUGAGACAUGUCUUUCUAUCCAUUCAUCUCCUGGUCCCACCUCCUGUCUUCUUUCAAAUGUGUGCCUAUCAAAAUAACAUGGAAACAGGAAAUUGUGGCAAAUAACAAUAUAUUUUUGGUGCUAUCAUUUUGUGGAAAAUAACUACGAUGCUAUCAACAUGAUGCCUGUAUUUGGUGCCUUUUUUAGUAAUAAAAAAAAUUAA
Molecule: messenger RNA, 6585 nt
Organism: Notothenia coriiceps (black rockcod)
Lineage: Eukaryota; Metazoa; Chordata; Actinopteri; Perciformes; Nototheniidae
Product: extracellular matrix protein FRAS1-like
Exons: 27
Biological process (GO): anatomical structure morphogenesis; cell communication
Cellular component (GO): membrane
Source: RefSeq, a predicted model, not a curated record